AAUUUUAUGUACUCAAAGUGCAUGAGACGUAAUAACAAUUUAUGCGGAAUAUAUUCCUCAACAACACCGUGUCACAUUGAAUCUGAAUAAACCAUGGGUCUCCAUGGAGCUCACUAUUAUGGAUGAAGUGGCGUUCCACAAUAUGUAUUCGUCGUCUCAAAUCUAAAAUUUAACGCAAUGUCGUCCGUGAUAUUGCGCUCUAUGGCCCCGAAUGUUGGCCGAUUAUAAAAGACUGAUCACGACAAGCCGAUCCCAUUUUUGAACGGAACAAAGGCUAAAGGAAAAGAAUAAUGGCCUAAAAUGCAACAUAAACUGUUACUAGAAAAAUAAACAUUGAGAAUGUAUAAAGCAGACGUCUGAAGGCUCAGUUCAAAUAAAUCAGUAAUGUUUCAACAAAUGCAUGUAUCGAAAUCAAAUCGAGCAAUCGGUCGAUGAGAUAUUCUUUUAAAAUAUCUUAAACAAAACGGGAAGCCUUGCACUGACGGCAAAUGAAAAAUUGUGGUGAUAUAAUUUAUUUGUUGAUUACACAUAGUAAAUUACAAUAUAAAUGUUGGCUCAAUGUAUUUUCUCAUAAUAGAUCCUCGAUUAGUAAUUACUUGCAACUACACCAUAUACUCUAAACGCCCAACUGUCAACUAGGAAAUGAUACCUCUCUUGAACGUCAGUUCCUCUCUACGAGAAGGGCCGGUGUCCAAUGCUUUUGAUUUUUUUUCGAAUAUUCAGAUAAAUUCAAACGAGGCCAACAUUUCUGAUUAAAAACCACAUCAACAGAAAGACCACAUUUUCAAGUGCUCCCAGUUGUGUCUAUGUUCUAUAUUUACUAUUUGAGAUUCAAGCAAUACUGAGUAUCUUAUCUCACGCUUAUAAAAUAAUGUUAUUUGUACAAUCAGAAAAGUUAUAUAAAUACUACUUUAUUGUCAAAGGCAUCGCUAGAGUCAUUUUUUUUGUCAAGUAAGUCAAGGGUGAGGUUAGUUUCCAACUAUGCGACCUGUCUAUAUAAAAUGUUUGAAAUUUUCGAGAGGCAAAUAAUGUCCUAGGUUAUAUUCAGAACUUCCUCACAUUUUUCAAACUUCUAUGUGGGAUGAAAUAUCACAUAACAAUGAAAAGCGCUAUCCUAACACUAUCUAGAAUCAAUGAACAAGUUGCUAAGCAAUGAAUCAAGAAGCAGCUUCCAGCUUCCAACGUGCUUGUAUUUAUUUUAGUUGGAAAUUUCUGUAUGCUUAAGAAAUAAUUAUCGUCAUGAAAACAGGAUAAACUUUUGAGAAAUAGUUGACACGUACAAAUGGAAUGAUCAUUCACCGUAUAUGGAAGCAUAAAACCUUUCACACUUGAUGGGAGCAACUCUUGGUUGUUCGAUUUAUUUCCAUGUCGAAUUAUGUGUCACUGCCAGAGAAACAAAUCAGUAUCAUUUCUGUUGGAAUCAAUGUGCAUAUCAACUGACCAGAUGCAAGGCUGAAAGAUCUGGAAGUAGGGAACAUAAUAAAGUUGCUAACGGUUAUAAGCCUGCUUGAGAUACUCUGAUCAAUAGGUACACUAUAACCAAUAAAAGGGACACAGUAGUUCUUCAAGGACGCGGUGCGAUUUUCCCUUAACCGAAUAAUAAUAAUAAGUGACGUAGUCAGUUUUGAUGAACUGUGAGGGAAAAUGUUAGUUUCGGAAGCUAUGAAUGGCGGAUGUCAAUUUUGGAUGAGUGCCUGAGUAAAACAUUGCCGCCUUCAAGGCCACGAUUCAAAUUGGAGUCUUUCACAAUUUAUUACUUUUGUUGUCAGUGGCUGUCAACAACGUUCCAUAUCCCACACGAUGAACUGAGUGACUCUUUUUUUGGUACUUACACUAUGAAACUUUGAUGAAAGCAAAGAAGAAUUUAAGUUAAAAUAGUGGCCAAGAGUUCAAUCACGAUAUAUGGUUUUUCGAUAAUGUUUUUGUCAUGUGAGUGUAUGUAAAAUACAUUUUUUUUUAUUGUAGCCAAUGUUCGCGAUUUACUAGCAUGGUUCAUUGCAGCACGUUCGAAAAGUGCGGUACAUGAUUGGGGAAAAUCAAAAAUAAUUACUCUGCCUAAAGUGAUGUUUAUCCUAGCGUUACAAGUUUCCUCAUCCCGACAUAGGUCAUCAAGAUCAUCAAGCAAUUCUUAAGAAAAACACGAGCUAUAUUCUUUUUUUUUUUAGUUUCCAUCCCUUGAGCACGGCCACUCCAUAUGCAUGAAGAGUGCAGAUCACCUCUGACGAUCAAGCGGAAAAACUCAACACAUAUGACUUGGGAAUCUAUGUAAAUUGAAACGAUAGUCAAUCGCAGAGACUAUUUGUUUCGGGAAAAUGAAUUUCCUCAACCAACAUAGACGACGUCUCGGAAAACGCCAUUGGCCAAUUUCAAAGUCUUGGCGCUCUUGAAAAGUUCGCCUUCGAAUUUUCAGUGUAUGUUGGUUUCCUCUAGUUUUUGUUCGAAGUGAAGAUGGGGGGAGAGUUUUCUUUUCAGUUCUAAAUUUGUUCGUGUGCACGCCUGCCAUUUUCGCGUGCUUUACGUUAAUGUGCUCUUACUAAAAACUGAACUCUGGCUAAAUCCUCUCACAUGAGUAUUAUACCCGUUUUAAGAUGCCGUCUAAAAGACAUGGGCCAUCGCGAACAGUAUUACUGAUCGUUCUAUGUUUUUUUUGAGACUUUACGGGAAAAAAGUACAAAAUACCGAGAGAAAAUUUUAUCGAACAGUUGUGCGCGGUUUUGGAAAACGUUGUUAACAAUUUUAAUUUCUGUAUCUAAAUUAAUUUUCUUUUUUCACAUCUAUAUGAGCCUAGCGUGAAAAUUCGGAGUACAAAGAAAUUCCAAAUUUUUCUUUAAAUCGAUUGUAUUCUUGUAAAUUAAACUUAAUCAGAUUUACGACGAACCGGUAUUGGCGCAUGUCGUCGAAGGGCCUGCGUCCUAGUUAAGCUAGAAAGAGUUCGGUGUGUGAAAAACUAUCGUUAAUAUAUUCGUACUAUACUUCUGAAAAUCGUUACCUCAACAGCAAGUGUACAUCAUUACAUUCUUGUGCAACAUCCCAGAAUAUUCUCCGGAAUAUAAGUGUCGGAGUGUCAAUGAAUCCUUGAACUAAAAUUUUUAAAAAUGCGCAUGUCUUGAAAAACUGACUGGUCUUUUAAUAACGCUGAUACAAUUAUUGUCAAUCUCACAUUUUUAUCUUCUUUAAAGUGCAAGGGAAUUUCCACUGAAAAUAAUUUAUAAUGAUCUGUCGCACUAACUACAGCAGAGAUGUGCUAAAGAUUCGCAUUUUCCAUUCUAUGCGCUUUCGUAAAUGAUGAGAAAAUGCCAGUUGAUUUUUCAAUUUCGCUCAACCUAAAAUUUGUUUUACGCGUUUGACCAAACACCUAAUAUUACUUUAAAAAAAUGAAUCUUUGAAUUGAUUAGAAACAUUGUUAAUUUCAUCCUGCUGAAUACAUCUUCCCUGAUUAUUGAAAGAAAUAUAGUUUUUGAAGUGUUGUGUAUAAAAAUUAAACGGCACCUGUAAUUUGAAGCUCCAAAUAAACGCAUACAGUGAAAAGUGCUGUGGAAGUUACGUUGGUGUUACGAAAUUGUAUUAGUGAUACUGAAAAUGUCUACACAGUCGCCUUCAUUGAGUGACCCCAUUAACAACAGUAAUCUGAAUAAUAGCAGCAAUGAUGCUUCGGUCUCAUUAGCACCAGUAACGUCAAAUGAUUCUAUAGUAUCGAAUUGUACCCCACGGAACGUCCUUUUUUGCUGUUCAAGUCCAAUCUGUCUAAAUACCUCUACAAUUCCAAAAAUAGUUCCGGUCGAUUAUAAACAAACAAUGGAUGAAACCGCAUUACUACCAUCUUCUAUUAUAGAUAUUAGUGAAGCUUAUAACGAUAUGAAUUGCAACCACCAAAAAGGAGAAGAUGUGCCAACCGAAGCACAAACGAUUUAUCCCAUUUCGGUACCAAAUUUGAACGAUAUCGGAAUGACCAGUACGAAUGGAAUUAUUAUCAAUGAAAAUCUAGAAGCGGCAAAGAUUCAGAAACACAAAACUCCACCACCUGAUGUGAAAAUCGGUGGUGUUGUGUUGAAGCGCAUCGGACCGCCAAAAACGACAGUUCAAAUAAAAAAAAACGAAGGACCAAUGUUGGGAGUGGUUCUUCGUAAAGUUGAAAAGAAAUUCGUUCCACAAAAAAGCAUACUCGAUGAUGACAAACCGCUUUAUCAUAUUUCAAUUGUUCGAAGUACUGAUAAUAAUUCCAAAUCGAGUGGUUCUAAGCAAAUGGGUUCAAGCAAUACCACGAAAACAGUAACAAAAUCAUUCACUGCAACAACUGCUUCGCUUGCUGAACAGGCUCGAAAGAAUAAGGAAAAAGCAGAAAAUAAUGCUUUGCCAUUAACUAACAAACAAUCAUCAACUGCUAAUGCUUCUAGCGCUGCUAAUGUCAACAAACAAGCCCCUCACAGUCACCACCACCAACCCAAAUCUCGAGCACCAAUAACAAUUCAAAAAAUUGAGGGGGAUAAAAUUAUCAUUAUUAAAAAGAUACCUGUUCCUAAAAAUGGAAAAAUCCCAGAUCAUAUAUUGAAGAGCGUUUCGCCUAGGAAAACAAACUAUGCUCAAAUUUUUUUCCAGAAUCGUAUUUCAACUUACGAUUUUCCCAAUCUUUGCGAAAAUGAGUUGAGUAAGCUCCCUACAUUCUGUAAUUACAAUCAGCCAAAAUUAUUUCUUCCACAAUUAAGUAAAGCUCGGGAUAGGGAAGAACAAAGUUCCGUUAAUAUGAGCAAUCCAAAAAUAAUGGAAAAAUCUACACCUUCAAGAUCUUCUCAACCUCCGGCAUUGCCUCCCAAGUCAUCAUCAUCAACAAGAAUUAAUUUCUACAAUGUGACACAUCAAGAAAUGAAGCCCGGAGGGAAGACACCAAUGGCAGAAAUGAUAGGAUCAACACCUCCAUCAGCCCAACGUCCGACAGUAGCAUCGGAAACAACGAAUAUACCUGAACAUAGCACCGUUGGGAUAGCAAAACUCCCUACUAAUUUGUCUAAGUUGACUUUCAGUGAGAACCAUGAAAAACCGCAGCAAAAUACAAUUCCCACCAAAAAGCAGCGUACGCCAUCACUGUCAACGUCACUUUCUUCUUCCGCCUCAUCUUCAUCUUGUUCACCACCGGUACAGUCAGCCGUUCGCGCUACCCCUCCAUUCCCAUCCCAGAAAUCAUCGUCUUCUAAAAUGCUAUCUGACCUUGCAAAAAUUUUAAAUAAUAGUGAAAGUUCAUCGACUGCCAAUCAAAGUCGAAAUAAUCACCCACAACGAAGCGACAACAGUACACAACCAACAUACAAGAGUAACUAUAAAUGCCCGCCAGAUAAGGAAAUUCAGGCAAUUAAAUCGGUAACUUGUUCGCAACAGCAACAGCCGCAUGUAUCCGUGCAACCAAAUAAACACGUGAAUCCAACUCUCACCAGUGAUAUCUACAAUGCCGAUAUAGAUUACAUGAAUACUUAUCUGAAAAGUCUUCCCGAUUACAGUGAACUUGACAAGAAAAUACACAAAGAAUUCAAAAAAUGUGAAGAUCUAUAUGAUCAAAUAAAGAGCAUAAAUAGUGGGAUCGUGGCGCAGAAGAAUCAGUUGGCAAAAUCAACUUCACACCAAAGUAUUGGGUCAGGAUUCGGAGCAGUUGGCGAUGUUUCGCAUAGCGGUCUUAGCACCCAAAACAAACUAAGUCGAAGUAUAUCAAGUACAACUAUGCCAAAUCAAAAUUUCCCUUUGGAUCAUCCUGAAAUUCGUGGAUUUUUGCCGAAAUUGGAAAAAUUUGGAGUGAGCGAAAGCUCAUUUGGAGUAAAGAAAGGAGUUCAAAAAAGUGCUUCCAAUUCAUGUAUCAAUCUGAGGCCCAUGGGAAAACAAUUGAUGAAUGCUUUCUGGUCGAAUAAUAUCAAUGGGAAAGAUCAAAAGAAAUCUGGCUGGAAUUAUGAAAAAAUCAUUGCUGCUACACCAACGAAAGAAACUUCCGCACCUAGAUUUGAACCAGAGCCUGUUAAAUUGCAAAAAAACAUGUCUCUUCCACAAUUAAAUUGUAAAUCCAUUAAUCAAAAUCAAAAAGGAUCGAUUCAAGCUUUGCAGCCAAGUUCAAAAUGUGGGCAAGCAUACCCACAACAGCCUCAACAACUUGCUCAGUGUCAACCACCAGGAUUUAUGAACUUAAGUAAAAGCAUCUCGUAUUCUAAUGUGCCACAAGGAAUCAAAUCGUCCAGUAAAACUAGUAUACCGUGCUAUGCAAAGCCAACAAUCUCUACCCUGAAUAAAAGCUGCUCGAAUGGUCACUUGCCGAUGAUGCGGCCAUCAACAGCUGGCGGACCAUUUUCAAAUCAGGGUCCUCCCUCGAAAAAUGUUAUGAAGAGUUCAUCAAGUAGUUCCAUUUUCUCCGCCAAGCAAACCAAUCAGCCGUUUUUCUUGCGACGCAAAGAAGCUUCUAAUGUUCAGCUGGCACCUAACGUUAAGCAAAUUGCUACGCGAAAUACGGAUUCAGUAAAAUCAACUUGUCAACAACAAAUAAACCACAAACCUCAAGAGGCAGUUACCUCAUAUAUAUGCAACAUUUUCAAAAGACCAGUGGUACCUGGUCAUAAAGAUAGCGGGAAUGGCGGUUUCGUCUCCAACGAGAAUAAGGCUGUGAUUAACGUAGGUAAACAAGGUCCAAAAACGCUGCCUUCAAAGCAACAAACGCAGCAGGCAACUUCCAUAGAGAUGGCAGCUACAAAAAAGCAGAAAAAUGCGGAGAAUCAUUUUGAAAAACGAUUAAAUGACAUAUUGAGAAUCACUGCGAAUUUCAAUCAACAAAGCAAAGAGAAAAAUGCAUUUCCCAUAAAAAAAUCCAAUAGCACCUCCGCUGUGCCGCAGACUAGCAUGUUUAGACAACCUCAUCAACAAGCACAAGCUCAACGAUUUGUCAAGCGCCCUAUUGAUGCAAAAAAUAUUGGCUUGAAGAUUGGAGGAGGUACGCAUCAAACGACCGAACAAAGUCAAGUCAAUUCUGCCAUCGUGACUAAAAAUGAAUCCCAGACACACCAAUAUCAAUCUGCCCCAGGUGCCACGCCAGAUGCAACUAACGUGCAUGACAAAACUCGUCCUAGCAAUGCGGCCCUAACCUAUUCCUCUAAAGGGUUGAAUAAAUCAAAUGGUGUUAAUGUCACUAAUAACGGCUCUAAGAUGGUUGCCAAAUAUCUUGCAAGUGGGCAAACACCGACCGGUGCAACCACAACUCCGUUGUCUACUUUCACAUGCGCUGCAGCCAGCAGUAAUAGCGACGAAGUGUCAGUAGCUCAGAAGAGGCCGCAAGUCAACAAAACCAGCUGCGGAACUACUGGCAAUAAUCAAAGAGCACUGAAUCAGGGCGAGUUGAAAGGAAACGACCAUAAAGGCGGCAACAACAAUCCUUAUUAUGACGAUAAUAUGCGCACUGACAUUUUGCGAACAUUCGAUCCAUACUUUUAUCCUAAACCGAAGCAACAUCAACAACAGAAUCAAGGUAAAGGCUUACCACAAGCAAUGCCACAGUUACAACAGACACUGCAAUGUGGGACUCACCAGCAACAGGCGCAGUUGCAGUUGCAGUCUUUGCAACAACAGCUGCAGCCAGCGCCAUUAAACCAAUCGCUGCCAAUGGGCUUCGGUUGUCAUCAGCCCCCGCAGCAACCAUUCCCUCCGACCAGCAACCACCAAAGAGCGAACAACAAUAAUUUCAAUUCGAUAAAAAUCUUUGAGAUUUUUGCGUGGGAUCAUUGUGAGAGCGGAUUUUUCAAUGCCAAUAUGGCGGCAUCUGCGAUUGUAGCUGAUCCGCCGAAAUCUUCGACUAAAGAUCAGUCUGCGUUGGGUGCGUUAAACGCAGAAACUGUCGGGAAUUCGACGCAACGCCGACAUCGGUAUACUCGUAGCUCAACGACAAGUGUAACACAAUUGUUAACCGAUAGUUGCAACAGUAUCUUGCAAAGAUUUCGGCGUAAUCCUAGUGAACGACCCGAAAAAAAGUCGAAUAACAAUCGUUCCGUAUUAAGUCCGUCGCAAUCCUCGUCAUUGAUUUGUGAGAAAGGAAAAGAGCGAAGUGGCGAAGGGCAAUUUGGGAACGAGCAGGAGCAAUCGGCAGUGGGUGGAGAAGAUUCAAUGAGUAGACGAAUCGGUGCAACAAAUUUAUCAUCCGGUUAUGGAAGCUAUAAAUCGGAUGCAAAGUCGACGGGAUCAGCUUUGGAUCGAUUGCGUAAUAAUUUAAGUCCAGUUAGCUCGUAUUACAAACCGUUGAUGCGAACAUUUGGGAAACGUGAUGAGUCGCCAAAACGGAAAGAUGGAGUCGACAAGGAUAAAACACCGGUACCCGAAGAUAAACCGAUGUCAACAAUAUCGCGGCUCGAAUCCAAAUAUUCCGAUGUGCUCGAUCGGUUCGCUCGGAAACGUGAAGGUGCUAAUGUUAGAAGACGACAAGAAAUCGAUCGCGAUAAAACUUUAGAACCUGAUAGAAAUGGUAUAGCAACAAAUUCUACUUGCACAACAUCGGCUGGGUUAAAUGCGCUAUCGCGAUCAGCAACAGCUGGUCAUAUUCUAGGCUUGAAGUCCUCUGGAACUGUGAAUGUUGGAUUGGGACCAUCUUCCUCAUACAAACAUUCAGCAGCUGCGAGAGCGACUGCACGUGAUUAUGAUAAGAAGGAACGAACUCCAUAUAGACUGACUAAGGACAAAAAUAGACAUUUAAAUUUAUUGGACUCGGGAUAUAGUAGUUCUGCCACUAAACCCCGAUCAGAAUUAGGCUUAUUAACUAACAAUUUAGAUUAUCCUGAAAGCAGUCGCUACAGGUCUAGAUUGAAUAAUUACGAUAGUUCAACUAAUCGCUAUAAAGACACUAUUUAUGACGCGCUGGCUUCUAGCGGUCACAGAACAGGGCACAAUAACGAUUCUUCGUAUUUGGCACGAUCUGCAGCAGACUAUGGGUACUAUGACGCUUCACGCAUUGGGAAAGAGAAUAUUUACAAAUCGAAAUAUGACCCAGAUGUACUCCGUGCAGAACUGGCUGACAAUACUGAUGUGCCAUCCGAAUACACCAGCAUUAGACCACGGGUUGGAGUAACUAAUAAGCCCAGAAGGCAAUUCAAAUCGUAUCGUCACCGAAAUAAUGAUCAUAAUGAUGGUGAGCGUCGCCAUACCACACACUACAAUAAUGAAGACAAUGGCAUUGACAGCCGCACCUAUCACCCUAGUUCUACUGUAAACAACCUGCUUAGAAGCCGGAAAAGUUUGGGUGGAGGUCUACAACGCUCCCAAACUCAACAGUUUUUCGAUUCUGAGUUCCAAUACAUUGACGAUGACGACGAUCGGUCAUCGGCUGAUGUUGUAGCCAUCAUUGCAGCUUUAGAAGAAGAUAAUAACCACGCUGGAGCGAAAGCUUUCAAGGAACGCAUAGCCAAACGUAAAGAGAUAAAAAAUUUGAUGAUGAAAUAUGCACAACCUGAUGAAAAUAGCAAUCAUGCUUCCGCCAAUAACACUACUGCUCUAGACUCUACAACUCAUCAGAAAGAUAUCGAAUCUAGUACCCACUUGAAAGCCAAAGCUCUAGCCACACUAGGACACGAUAAUCACUAUUAUAGUGAUAUUUUGAAUAAUAAUGCUUUAGCAGCAAUUGGUCGAAGUCAUGCACUUGCUGGAACAAGUGGGCACGGCCUUGGUGCUGCGGGAGUCUUAGGAUCUUCCGGGUCUUCCCGGUUGGGUUAUAAUCAUCCUAAUAACAAAUUUUUACCGCUGGCUAAAACGUCAUCGACGUCGUCAAUCUUAUCCAGGUCACGCAUUCCAAGGGCUUUUCAGCAGAAACCAACCAUUCAAGAUGAUGCCGAUGGCCAUUUGAUCUAUCAAGUCGGCGAUGUUCUUCAUGACAUAUAUAAGAUUAUGACUACCCUGGGAGAGGGUACAUUCGGUCAAGUUGUUAAAGUUAAGGAUUUGGAAAGGGACCAUUGUAUGGCUUUGAAGAUUAUUAAAAAUGUAGAGAAAUAUCGCGAAGCAGCAAAACUGGAGAUUAACGUGCUCGAAAAACUUUCACAGAAAGACCCCAACUGUGAUCACUUGUGCGUGAGAAUGUUAGAUUGGUUUGAUUACCAUGGACAUAUGUGUAUAGCGUUCGAAAUGCUGGGCUUAAGUGUUUUCGAUUUCUUGCGUGAGAACAAUUAUGAACCGUACCCAUUGGAACAAGUUCGGCACAUAGGAUAUCAGCUUUGCUACUCAGUCAAAUUUCUACACGACAAUAGGCUUACGCAUACAGAUUUGAAGCCUGAAAAUAUUUUAUUUGUUGAUUCGGAAUACACUACUCAUUACAAUCAUAAGAAGAAUCGCGAAGUGCGCCGCGUCAAAUGCACAGAUAUACGUUUGAUUGAUUUCGGCAGCGCCACUUUCGAUCAUGAGCAUCAUAGUACAAUUGUAUCGACUCGUCAUUAUCGUGCACCCGAAGUUAUCCUUGAAUUAGGAUGGUCGCAACCCUGUGAUGUAUGGUCAAUAGGAUGUAUUUUAUUUGAGUUGUAUCUCGGAAUAACUCUAUUUCAAACCCACGACAACCGUGAACAUCUGGCAAUGAUGGAAAGAAUUCUAGGACAAAUACCAUAUCGUAUGGCACGAAAAACAAAAACAAAAUUUUUCUAUCGUGGCGAACUGGAGUGGGAUGAGAAAUCAUCAGCUGGCCGUUAUAUUCGCGAUCACUGCAAGCCGUUACAUAGGUACCUGAUGACUGAUAGCGAAGAGCAUAAACAAUUGUUUGAUUUAAUUAAGAAAAUGUUAGAAUACGAACCAAGUCAGCGCAUUACGUUAGGCGAUGCAUUGCGCCAUCCUUUUUUCGAUAAGUUACCAUCUCAUCAGCGUGUCGGCGAACCGAUAAAAUCAAUAUCAGGGAGCAGCAGCCGCGAAAGAUCUCACAGUCUCUCGAGAUGAGAUACAAGUCGAUUUGGUUAUUAUUAAUUGAUCCGUAUGAAUAUAGAAAUUGAAAGGGAAACACAAUCGCAUCAAAUUUCAACAACUCAAUCGCAGAAGAGUAAUAUAGGCGCAAACAAAAAUGAAUGGAUUUUAAAAUAGGUUAAAGUAUUUUCUUUUAGCUUGUAAAAAUGCGUGCGAAUGUAAAGGAGAUCAACAGCGCGCGUAAAAAUGUGAGAAAACGAAACAAAUGAUAGAAGGCGGAUUAUCUAUUUCAUGCAGUUUUCGCAGUUAGUCUUUUUCUUGUGGAUCUUUCUAUUUUAUUCAACUUGAAUUACGUAGCAUGCAUACUUAUAUGAAAUCGAUAAUAACUUUCCUGUUGUCCCUACUUCAUUGACCAAAGCAUACCUAGCUUGAAGUUCUUUGCUUAUAAAUGUUCCGACAAUUUAUUUUUUCUUAAUAAGUAUUUUUCUAUAAAAUAUCAUAAAAUGAAGACAAAAACAUAUUUUCUUUCAUAUGAGUCCAUUUGCCUUUUACACUAGUUAUUCCGGCAGAAGUUCUCUCCGAUGUACUUUUCUCAUUUUGUUUCGUUUUCUAUUUUAUUUGCUGGUGUAAUUUUUAUUAUAAACUUAGCAGAAAUAAAUAUUGACUUUCGUUUUAAAAUAAUUUGGAUAAAGUUACAACACCUUUUGAAUUUUAUUCAAGUGUUUCAAUCAUAGUCUUAUAUGCCUUUUUCGCGGCGAAUAAUUCUAGUUUGUUGGAAAAGGUUACAAAUGUUGCUCAGUUGCCUAUGAGUUAAUUAAAAAUAACCAAAUCGUAUGUAUGACGUAAUGGAGAAUGAUGAAUUGGUCACGGUUUUACAUAACGUAAAGCGAACCCUAGCAGAUGAAAAAACGAUGUUGUUCAAGAGGGUGAACUUCUCGCUGAAAAUUACCCACUUGCUAUUUUCAAGGUUUUUGUGUUAUUCUCUGAAUUGAUUAGUUCGGAGUAGACAUAAUUUAUCGACAAUUUUGCGUUAUAUCUUUUUGGAGUACUGUACAUCCGGAAACAGUUUCACAGGAUAUUUCAGUUUCUUUUGUAUCUCAUUACAACAAAAUGUUUUGAUUUUUAUUAUAACUAUUGCUAUAUAUCUAUAGUUAGUUUUAUUCUUAAUAUUUUUUGUGAAUAAAAAUAAGUGAAUAAACGAAGGAAAAGAAA
This is a messenger RNA of Hermetia illucens (black soldier fly), 12090 nucleotides long. RefSeq lists its product as uncharacterized. The transcript is spliced from 14 exons. Lineage: Eukaryota; Metazoa; Arthropoda; Insecta; Diptera; Stratiomyidae. The coding region runs from base 3580 to 10914 and encodes 2444 amino acids. Gene Ontology annotation, cellular component: nucleus. Gene Ontology annotation, biological process: protein phosphorylation. Gene Ontology annotation, molecular function: protein kinase activity; ATP binding. The record is from RefSeq and is a predicted model, not a curated record.